Hyalella azteca is the source of this 3103-nucleotide messenger RNA. RefSeq names its product paramyosin, long form. NCBI's taxonomy places the organism in Eukaryota, Metazoa, Arthropoda, Malacostraca, Amphipoda, Hyalellidae. The record is from RefSeq and is a predicted model, not a curated record. Bases 256 to 3006 code for a protein of 916 amino acids. Gene Ontology annotation, cellular component: myosin complex. The transcript is spliced from 17 exons.
CCAUCUUUAGUUCUAGCGAGGUUGGUCUCUAGAGCUGUCACGACGGACACACCAACAGCCACCAACCGCCGCCGUUCCUGGACAAAUCUGUUCUUGUAGGGACAAUUUCACCCGCUGUUCUGGUACAAGAUAAACCAUUCAGGUGUCCAUAAAAAUAAAUCCUUGUGCUGUGUUUUGGAAGGAAAUAAUUCAUCUUCAGUGUUUGCUGGAAAAAUUGUGCUUGUACUAGACUAUCAAAAACGAAUUUGACUAACCAUGUCGUCCAGCAAGUCGGUGGUUAGCUCCAGAACCACAAAGAUUGUGUCUUCUGGUGGCACCAGUAGCACAACGGUGGCAUCCAGCUCUUCCAAGGUGGCAGCAGCUGCCGCCAGCAGCAGCAAGACGAGCACCAAGACCUACUCCUACAGGAGCGGCGGAGGGGCCAAUGAGGACUCCAAUGUGGUCAUUGAGUACCACACUGACAUGAGCAACCUGUCCAGACUCGAGGACAAAAUCCGCCUCCUUCAAGAGGACCUCGAGUACGAGAGGGAGCUCCGACAGAGGGUGGAGCGCGAGAAGUCUGACUUCAGCGUGCAGGUCAUUCAGCUACAGGAGCGCAUUGAGGAGGUCGAAGCUGGCGCGGAUGGACAGAUCGAAAUCAACCGCAAGCGCGACGCUGAGCUGGCUAAGCUGCGCAAGUUGCUGGAAGAUGUGCACCUGGAGGCUGAGCAGACGCAGCACCUGCUCAAGAAGAAACAUCAGGAAGCUGUCGUUGACUUCCAGGACCAAGUCGACAUCCUCACCAAGGCCAAGUCCAAGAUCGAGAAGGAGCGAAGCAAGUUCCAGACUGAGGUGUAUGAGCUCACCGAGCAGCUCGAGCGAGCCACCGUCGAGGCCGCCAACAACAACAAGUCCAUCAAGUCCCUCAACAUCGUCAUUCAGGAGCUCAAUAUCAAGAUUGAGGAGCUCAACCGCACCGUCGUUGACCUCACCUCCAACAAGCAGCGAAUUAGCGUCGAGAACAUCGAGCUGCACAAGUCGGUGCAGGAGCUGAAGGUGAAGAUCGAAGAGAUUACUUACAUCAGUAAGAACGCCUCCAGCAACGUCGAGGAGUUCCGUAGGAAGUAUGAGGAAGAGGAGCGGCGUCGUCGCAAGCUGGAGGCCGACAUCGCAGCCAUCACUCAGGAGCUUGCAACGCUGCGCUCGAGCUACGACGAAGAGUGCGAGCUGCGCCUCGACAUCGAGCGCAAGUACAGCAACGAGUGCGCCAACGCUAACUCCUACAAGAGCAAGUGGGAGAUCGAGGUCCGCGGCCGCCAAGAGGAGGUUGAGGAGAUCAAGAAGAAGAUGUUGAUCCGCAUCACUGAGCUGGAGGAGACCAUCAGCUCCCUCACGACGAAGCUCUCAGGAGUCGAGAAGCAGAAGUCCCGCUUGUCCCAGGAGAUCGAAGUCCUCAUCUUGGAUUUGGAAAAGGCGAACAACAACCACCGCGAGGUAAGGUCUCGCCUUGAGAUCGUGGAGCGCGAGCACAGAACUCUGAUCGUGAAGCACGAGGAGCUCUCAGUGCUCUACGACCAGUCGUGCAAGGACCUCAAGAUCAGGAGCUCAGACCUCACCAAGGCGCUGCACGAUCUCGAGACUCUCAAGGAGCAGUACGAGCGAAUCCAUCUCGAGCACAAGAAGCUUUCAAACGAGAACGGCGACCUGAAGGCAACCGUGAACGACUUGACUCGCCUGAAGCAUGACCUCGAGCUCGAGAUCCGGCGCCUGGAGUCGGAGAGGAAUGAGCUCGCCAACGCACUCCACGAGUCUGAAGCUGCCCGCAAGGACGAGGAGACGAGGUUCCUGAAGAUGUCGAGCGAGUAUUCGUCGUACCGCACCGAGACCGAACGUCGUCUGCAGGCCAAGGAAGACGAGAUCGACACGCUGCGCAAGACGAUGGCGCAGGAGGUGGACGCUCUGAACGCCCGCGUGGUCGAGGCUGAGACUCGUCUCAAGUCCGAGGUGACCAAGAUAAAGAAGAAGAUGCAGAUCACCAUCACUGAGCUGGAGAUGCACAUCGAUACUGUCAACAAGUCCAACAUCGACCUGCAGAGAAUCAACAAGAAGGUCACCAUUCAGCUCCAGGAGCUGCAGACUCACUACGACGAGCUGCAGAGGCAGCUGCAGCAGACCCUGGAUCAGUACGGCGUGGCUCAGCGCAGGCUGCAGCAGCUCAUUGCUGAGAACGAAGAGUUCAGGGCCAACCUUGAGGCCGCUUCUCGUGCUCGCCGCAACGCCGAGCUGCAACUCGAGGAGUGUCUGGUGCGCAUCAAGGACCUGACUACCAUCAACGCUAACAUCUCUGCCACCAAGAGCAAACUCGAGCAAGAGAUCUCCGUCAUCGCCUCCGACUAUGAUGAGGUCACCAAGGAACUUCGGCUGGCCGACGAACGUCUGCUGAAGGCGAACACGGAAGUGAAGCGUGUUACUGAGUCGCUGCACGAGGAGUCGGAGCGUUGCAUCAAGAUCGAGAGCAUCCGCAAGAGCCUCGAGGUAGAAGUGCGCAACCUGACCGUCCGCAUCGAGAACAUCGAAGUCAACUCUCUUGCCAACACCAAGCGCAUGGUUGCCAAGCUCGAGUCCAGGGUUGCUGAUCUUGAGAACGAGCUUGACGAGGAACGUCGUCGUCACCAAGAGACCAUCAAGAUCCUGAAGAAGAAGGAGCGCAACGUCAAGGAGCUUGUCCUCCAGUGCGAGGAGGACCACAAGAACAUCCAGAUCCUGCAGGAAACUCUCGACAAGACCUACGAGAAGGUCAACCUCUACAAGAGGCAGAUCGGCGAACAGGAGUCGAUAUCUCAGACGAACCUGUCGCGCGUGCGUCGCUUCCAGCGCGAGCUGGAGACCGCCGAAGAGCGCGCUGAGACCGCCGAGUCAAACCUCUCCAUGAUCCGCUCCAAGCACCGCACCUUCGUCACCAGCCAGACGACCACGCUGCCUACCGGGGAACACGUCAUCAUCAAGGAGACGGUCACCACCGAGUAGACGAGGUUUUGGAUUAGGGAGACGAGGUCUUGGACCGAGUAGACGAGGUCUUGGACGGAGUAGACGAGGUCUUGGACCUAAUAGACGAGGUCUUGGA